Pelmatolapia mariae (spotted tilapia) is the source of this 2264-nucleotide messenger RNA. It is a transcript of the gene bcl3, whose product is annotated as BCL3 transcription coactivator. Gene Ontology annotation, biological process: cellular response to tumor necrosis factor. The record is from RefSeq and is a predicted model, not a curated record. Bases 127 to 1698 code for a protein of 523 amino acids. Gene Ontology annotation, cellular component: cytosol. Gene Ontology annotation, molecular function: NF-kappaB binding. Lineage: Eukaryota; Metazoa; Chordata; Actinopteri; Cichliformes; Cichlidae. The transcript is spliced from 9 exons.
AACAGGGUGAUGGUCUGAUCGCUGUCCAGUUGAUUUCAUGGAUAUGGGAAUUGCGCACGGUUGGUUCACUUUGCUUUGACUGAUUCCAAUAAACUUCUUCAGAUCUCGAAGAAUCUCUCUCAGUUGAUGCCAAGGAUCAUGACCAUGAACGGUACCCACAAGUCGGUUGCCCCAGUGCCGCUGGAUUUGCGCACCAAUGUCCGAGUGCGUGGGAACGCCGGGGGGACUCCUUCCUGUGGCUCCAGGGACGCUCGGGUGACAGGCGGUUCACCUGCACCUCCGGCGUUCACAGGGGCGGACAGUUUAGAUGAAAACUGCCCCACGGUCAGAGGCGUAUCGGUCUCACCAACCAGUGCUUCUCGCAAGCGUCCAGCGGAUAGAUCUGCCUCACAGCUUCCUUUUAGGAAACGCCCGAUUCCUGUCGAACCGGAGACCAAGAGACUGUCACCGUCUAAGGCAGAAAGAGAAGAUCGAUUUUCUCCUCCGGAAGAUAAGACUUUAGCCGAUCCCGUGGAAAGAGUCGGCAUAGCACCAGUGACUCCCAGGCAGCUGGAAGGACAGAUUCCAAAUGGAUACCCCAUAUGCUUUUUCCCUUACGGUCAUUACCCAGUGUUCUGCCUGCCUCAUCUCUCAGAGCCAAAUAAUGUUGUGGCCCACCAAACUGAAAACGUCCUGGCUGGUAUUGCUCAAGCAACAAGACAAGAUGAAGAUGGAGAUACAGCUCUCCAUAUAGCCGUGGUCCAGGGAGAAUUGGCCAUAGUCUACAAACUCAUCCAGCUCUUGGUGUUGGCUCAUAAAGACGUUGAUAUCUACAACAAUCUCCGUCAGACUCCCCUUCAUUUGGCAGUGAUAACUAAGCAGGCAAACAUGGUGGAAGCUUUGUUGAAAGCAGGGGCCGACCCUGCAGCCUUGGACCGUAAUGGGCAAACAGCGCUCCACCUCUGCUGUGAAUAUGACCAGCGGGAUUGCCUGUCUGUAGUGCUUUCUAUGCCAUCAUCCGCCACCUGCCUUGAGAUCCGAAAUUUUGAGGGUUUGAGCCCUCUCCAUCUGGCUGUUCUGCAGGGCCAUAAGGAUUUGGCAAGAAUGUUACUGGAUGCUGGAGCUGACAUCAAUGCUAUGGACAUCAAAAGUGGCCAGAGUCCUCUCAUGCAUGCUGUGGAGAGCAAUAACGCAGACAUGGUCCACUUCCUCAUUGAGAAUAGAUGUGAUGUCAACAGCCAGUCAUAUAGUGGGAACACGGCUCUACACAGCGCUUGUGGCCGAGGUCAGGUGGAGACAGUGCGGCUGCUGCUGAAGAGUGGAGCUGACAGUAGCCUCAAGAACUACCACAAUGACACCCCAGUGAUGGUGGCCAAGAACAAAAAAAUAGCAGAUGUGUUACGAGGAAGAGGCUCCAGGCAAAUAAGAGUCCAAGAUCAGCACUGCAUGUCAGUCUCACCAGUUGAGAGCAACCUAACAGAAAACGGGUCCCCAUCUCCCAGCCAUAGUCGUGGGUGCUCACCUUCAACUACGCCACACAUUGUUCAUCAGAAUGCUUCCCACUCUCCAGAGACUUCCAUUUUACGAUCUCAGACUUAUUGUCCAGUAAGACUUGCGUCUAUGUCCACACAGUCGAGCAUCAAGGAAGCAAUCAGACGACAUCAUGCUGGAGAGGGCUUCACCCAAUGGGAUGGCGGGGCAGGAAUGGACUGCACUUGAAAUUAGGCCAAACCUCCCAUUUUUCUUCCUUGGACAAUCAUAGUUUGUGUCCUUUCUCAGGCUUUCAUGCCUUGACAGACUUGCCUGCAGCCUCCCUGCUUAGCUUGCUGCUUCUAAGGAGACUCCGGUCCUGUACUGACUCUUUGAAAACUGGGGAGUGAAACACUGCUGGAAAACUAUGCAUCAGUAGAAAUAUUCCACUGCAUGCAUUCAAGACUGAACAUAAAAAACAUUUUUUAAAACUAUGUACAGACAUGAGUAAAUGACUGCUACGGACCAAAGCUCACUGAACUCAGAGUCCCAUCUUAAAAGUAUUUCUAGGCACUUUGUCUUAAUUUCUGAUUAGCAGAUUAGAGGGGAUGAUGCUAUGCAACAAAUGUACCUGGCCUUACUUGAACUGUGGAUAUUGCAUUAAGAGUGUCUUCAUCAUUAUGCCACCAAGACUUCUUAAGUUUGCAGUCUCCUUGUAAGACUUAGCAUAUAUUGCUCAGUCAAAUACCUGGUUUCCUUUCUUUUGAUAAUCUGUGCACAGGCAUUGUACCUCUUAUGUCUGUUAGUGUGUGUGU